Molecule: messenger RNA, 860 nt
Organism: Hevea brasiliensis (rubber tree)
Lineage: Eukaryota; Viridiplantae; Streptophyta; Magnoliopsida; Malpighiales; Euphorbiaceae
Exons: 1
Coding region: 191-706 (171 amino acids)
Source: RefSeq, a predicted model, not a curated record
CUUCCACCAUUUUCUUCUUCAUCCAUCUCGCUCUUUAUCUAUUCCAACAGAUACAUUCUUUUGUUUUUCUCUUCAACAAUCAUAUCUACCAUUCAGAUUUCGGAGUUUGCCUGAUCGGUGAAUAAUAUGAAACGACACAGCUGACGCUCUACUUCUUGAAAUUCUUGAUUCUCCGAUUUUCCUUUUCAUCAUGGGAAACUACGUCUCUUGCAAGCUAGCAAACCCAUUAUUUCUCAAGAACUCAAAAUCAACAAAAGUGAUCUUCCCAUCUGGAGAAAUCCGGCAUGUCCACCAACCCACCAAAGCCGCUGAACUCAUGAUGGAGGAACCGAACUUCUUCAUCGUUAACUCCAAGUCCCUGAAAAUUGGCCGUAGAUUUUGCACUCUCAAUGCAGACGAUGACAUUCAAGAGGCAAAUGUGUACGUCAUGUUUCCAAUGCAUAGAAAGAACUCUGUGGUUACAGCAAGCGACCUAGGUGCUCUGUUCUUGAAUGCCAACUCUGCAGUGAAACGGGUUUCUGGAGGGAAAGUUAGGGUCCAGCCAGAUACUACUGUGGACGCACUGGACUCGGUGGCGGUGCCCAGGUUGAGCUUGGAAGGUAUAGAAGAAGUUUCAACACCAGAGUUUAGGCAUAGGAUUUCCAUGUCAAGGUCAAGGAAGCCAUUGUUGGAAACCAUAGAUGAAGAGCCCAUUCGUUCGAGAUAGAUAGUAAAAUAGCAACAUGGAUUCUUGUAUGGUUUCUCAGGCUCUGGAUUUGUUUGAGGAUCAAAGAGAAAUUAUGUUCUGGUGAAGAUUGAAGAUAAUCUUUCAAUUGGCAAAAUUAAAAACCAUGAAAAAACAUAUGAAAUUUGUGUAUACG